Messenger RNA from Cyprinus carpio (common carp), 1664 nucleotides. RefSeq names its product LHFPL tetraspan subfamily member 2 protein-like. The record is from RefSeq and is a predicted model, not a curated record. The coding region runs from base 618 to 1283 and encodes 221 amino acids. The transcript is spliced from 4 exons. Lineage: Eukaryota; Metazoa; Chordata; Actinopteri; Cypriniformes; Cyprinidae. Gene Ontology annotation, cellular component: membrane.
ACAACCAUAGCCUAUUACAAGUGAGUCUUCAGUUGCGUUAGAGACACCUUGUGGUUAGAAGCAGUACUACAACAACGCAAUUAAUGUCGUUGAGCUGAGUGCUUGUGCCCCAGAGGCAGUGAUGUUCCAAUGAUAAUGGUUAAAGUACUGUAUGAACUACACUGCAGAAACCAAUGAAUAACAUCCUGAUUUUGAUAUUAGCUGAAUUCAAGUGGGUGAGGACCCUGUGGAGUGAGCAGAUCAGAGCGGAAAAUGUUCAAAAUUAGAGAGCUCUGAUUGUGAAGCUGAACGUUUCUCCUGUGGCUCUUCCCUUCUGGCUCGUGUCCUGUAGCGUCAGAACAGAAGAGAUCCGCUCAGCCACAUCCUGAAGUUAAACACGAACGUUAAUCAGCGAACAGCCCGUUAAUUCACCGCCGUUAAGAUUUGUUCAUUCGGUGUCAGUACAUGGAUAUUCUCAGGAUGGUCCUGGAGCUCAGGAGCUCUUCUGUGUUGCUGUUUGAAGAGAUCUGGUGCUGAUUCAGCUGUGAUGAUAACACCAGUGGACCUUCACUGACGUGCCUUAGCUGCUGCUUGAAGAAACCAUUUCCUCUUAAGUACUGGCAUACAGGUUCUGCAGAAUGUGUCACGUCAUAGUCACAUGCCGCUCUAUGUUAUGGAGCUUGAUGAGCAUUGUGGUGGCAUUUGCUGAGAUGGUGGCAUUUAUGAGUGCCGAAUGGCUAGUGGGAAAUCUAGAUGGUUCUGAGUUCAACGUCACUGUCACCUCUUCACACCGCAGCGACCAGCGCACCCUGGGUAUUUAUAACCGCUGCAUCAAGGUGGCCCAGCAGAAGGUGCUCCAGUGUGGGCCCUAUGCCACAGACUUCAUGGAAAUAGCCAGUGGCUUCUGGCAAGCCACUGUUAUAUUUCUAGUCAUCGCAAUCUUUCUCCUAUCUGUAGUGGGCAUCCUUUCGGUUUUCAGCAUGUGCUUCCAGAGUAUCUUGAAGAAGAGCAUAUUCAAUGUGUGUGGCCUGCUUCAGGGAAUAGCAGGUCUAUUCCUCAUCUUAGGUCUGAUGCUCUAUCCUGCAGGCUGGGGCUCUAAGAAAGUGGUUGACUAUUGUGGUCCGGAUGCUUCCCCAUAUAAAGUGGGCCUGUGUUCUCUGGGCUGGGCUUUCUACACAGCCAUAGGAGGCACUGUUCUCACUUUCAUUUGUGCCAUGUUUUCGGCCCAGGCUGAGAUCGCCACCUCCAGCGACAGGGUGCAGGAUGAGAUUGAAGAGGGACGGAGUCUCAUUUGUGUGCUGUGAGAUGUGAACACAAACCACUCAAACGAAAAAGAAUCAAUUAUGUCCCAUGUUUACUGAUUGAAAGGACUGAUGCAAAAAUAGGAAUGUAUUUCAGACCUGCAGGUCUACUGAUCAAAGUCUUUACAAAUGUAUUUGCUUUUGCUUUCUGACUCUUGUCUCAUCCUAUUGCUGUAUCGCCAUUGCAAAAUAUACGUAUAUAACAAAUAAUUUCUAUGAAAAAACCUUUAGAAACUAACAAAUGCAUUAACAUUGUGUUUAUAAGCAAAUGCAUUUCAUCAGUAUUUUGAUUUAUUUGUUAUUAAAUUUUACAUGGACGUCUAAUUAAUGGAUAAAACAGUUUUCAGACUGUUUUAAAGAUUUCACUGAAAUAACUGACAUUUU